AUGGCCAUUUUAUUCGUACCAUCUCCACACGCGUUGAAUGCAAUGACUACCCGAAGAGCGCCUCUGGCAAACGUUCCCAAUGCUACGAACUCCCCUCACCGAGCCGUCUCCACGGCCACGGCUGCUACCAUGAAGCGCACUCGCCCACCAUGGGAUUCUGCUGGGGCCCCUCCGCCGUUGAAGAAACAGGUGCUCGAUACUGCUGACAAUGCGGACGCGCGAUUCUCUCAGCGGUCUUUGAACCAACAGCAGCCCCAGGCGGGAGAGUCGAAGAUAUUCACCCGCAGAACUAAUACUCAACCCACGGCCUUCGAGAAGAAGCUGGCUGCAGUGAGAGAUAAGCCAAAACAGCAGCAGAAUGCGCUCAAAGUGAGCAGGAACAUCAAAUAUUGUCCGGAGUCGGUAGAGAGUGUUCGCCAGUGGCAGAGACACUAUCGAAAAGUCUUCCCUUCUUAUGUCUUUUACUUUGAGAGCAUUCCUGAAGAGGUCAGGAAGAAGUAUGUCAGGCAGAUCAUGUCCCUCGGUGCUACCGAGGAAAAGUUCUUCUCCCGGGUAGUUACCCAUGUCGUCACGUCCCGGUCCAUCCCUCCAGAAGUCGAAUCUGAAAAGCAUACGGAAGCAACCCAGUCAGCUUCUGCUGAAAAUAACAUGUCGGGCUCGGUCCAGACCGUAAACCCUUCGAUGUUGGAGAAGGGUGUUGAUGCUCAACUAGGAAAAACACGUUCGAGAACAGGUUUCGGGAUGAUCGAACCAGAAAGUAAGAAAGGCAUGGGUGGCGGCAGUGGGGAUCUUCUUCACCGUGCUCGUCAAAUGAACAUGAAGAUAUGGACCCUGGACAAGCUUCAGCGUGUCAUAUUUACUAUGAAUGAUAAGGAGCUGGCACAUAUACUCCAGCCCAGCCGCAAUGGUACUGCACCGGCGAAAAACAAGACCGAAGAUGAUCUCUCCUUGGCUCUUCAGCAUGAGAAACUCCAUGCCCCUACUGACUCUGACUCUCUGACCUUAAACAAAGGGCUGGUCCCCUUCAAGGGACCAUACCUGUAUAUCUGGGAUUACAACCGGGAAACGCGCCCUGUAGUUAUUCGAGAAUAUCCCAAGGUUAACAAAAAACAGGACGGUGCCUGGCCACAGUUCCGCAGUGUCGAGCUAGGGAAAUGCCCCUUUGUUGAAACCACCGGCAGCAGGAAAACAGAAAAGGAUAGGCAAAAACAACAACAGGCAAAAGCUAAUAAUACCCAAACCACCCUAGUAACAAAAACAAUGGCGCCUCCUGCCAGAGGGCCAAGCAAAACACCCAACCAACAACAACAGUCUAACAUGACCCCUACUAAUCAAGAUGAUACCGAGUCUGCACUCGAGGACUCUGCAGGUAGGCCGAUUGAGCCUAUGGAGAAUACUGCCGCCACCACAACUACUACCAAUGAAGGGCCACGGCCAGUCUCUAAAGGCUCAAUCUCGGCUUCUUCCUUACCCUUUAAAUUUGGAGGUGAAAUCGCCGCUUCCGGAAUUCAACCAUCAAAUAUCACAUCUGCCAUUCGAUCGCAGAUGAUAUCCUCGACGGCAGCUACGCAAGGCGCUAGAGCUGCUACUAGCAAGGAAGUACACGAGCUCAAACGCAAGGUUCUGGAGAAGAGCAGUGGAAUUGUCUCUACCGCCAUCUCCUCAUGUCACAGGGCUGAUGCAGCAGCCGCUCCCCAGUCCCAGCCUGUUAGAGUGCCAAUUGCCCGUGCGGCCAAGCUUAAAGCCCAAGCGAACGAAAAUGGCGCCGUACAACUGACUGAACGGAACAGACGCGCCAGUGAUGUAGCUCCCAAGAAACAGAGCGCACUGCGAAAACAGCAGGCUGGAAGCAAGAAGCGUGACCCUAAGCCAGGCUACUGUGAGAACUGCAGGGAGAAAUUCGAGGAUUACGAGGAUGUAUGCUUCUCUCAAUUUUUCUUUUUCCAUUUUAGACUGGCUGUUCUCAAGCUAACCAAAAUCACAGCACAUUGGGACUAG
Molecule: messenger RNA, 1998 nt
Organism: Trichophyton verrucosum HKI 0517
Lineage: Eukaryota; Fungi; Ascomycota; Eurotiomycetes; Onygenales; Arthrodermataceae
Product: G1/S regulator NimO, putative
Exons: 2
Coding region: 1-1998 (665 amino acids)
Biological process (GO): regulation of cell cycle phase transition; positive regulation of nuclear cell cycle DNA replication
Cellular component (GO): Dbf4-dependent protein kinase complex; nucleus
Molecular function (GO): protein serine/threonine kinase activator activity; nucleic acid binding; zinc ion binding
Source: RefSeq, a predicted model, not a curated record